ACAGUAGUACUGAUGAAGACAAACCCAAUCGUUGGUUCACACUUAUUUUCCAGGGUGUGAGGAUGGCACAUGGUCCGCAGCCCAAUUACGACAAGCCCACUGCUCCACCUAUCCCUUUCACUCAACAAACUAGUUGCUCUUAAGAAUUCCUCUUGUCCUCCUGACAUUUCCCAACUUUCCCCUCUUGUCUGAUUGGUACCUCUCCAACGCCUGCUUCUUGGGAUCAGUUGGCCGGAAGAUCGGCAGCUUUAGUUGCCUACUGAUUCCUCUUUUGCUUGGGUGUGGAAGGAUGGCACAGCACUCUGAGAAUGCGGCAGAGAACAUGAUGAGCGGCAUCAUGGACGCCAUCGCCGACAAGCUCCCCAAGCAAAAGUCGGUCAGGUUCGAUGAUGAGGGCUCCAUCUCCGGCCAAGCCAAGAAGCUCUUUGGCGGCCACAAGUCUGUGCACCACGUCCUCGGCGGUGGAAAAUCCGCCGACGUGCUACUGUGGAGGAACAAGAAGAUCUCAUCCAGCGUUCUUGCUGUUGCAACAGCUGCCUGGGUCUUCUUCGAGUGGCUCGACUACCAUUUCUUGACCAUCGUAUCAUUUGUGCUUGUUCUUGGCAUGGUUGUCCAGUUCGGAUGGUCCAGCUUCGCAGGCAUGCUCAAUGGGUCUCCUUCUAACGUGCCCCGUGUGGAGUUACCCGAAGAGCUGUUUGCAAAUAUGGGCGCCGCUGUCGGCGCCCAGGUGAACAAAUUCUUGGGAAGCCUUCAGGAUGUGUCCUGUGGAAGAGACCUGAAGCAGUUCCUCAUGGUGAUCUCCGGAUUCAUUGUCGCCGCUUUCAUUGGGAGCUGGUUCAGUCUCAUCACCGUCAUCUACAUCGGGUUUGUGUGUGCACACACCUUACCAGUGUUCUAUGAGAGGUAUCAUGAUCAAGUCGAUGAGGUUCUGUACAACAUGCUUGGGUUGAUUGGGAGUCAGUACCAGAAGCUUGACAAGGGCGUCUUGAGCAAGAUGCCUAAAGGGAACCUCAAGUUCAGGAAGAGCCAGUAGUUGGAUUCACCGACAGAGCAUCUAUGCCGUGUAAUCCGGAUGAACGUGUUAGAAUUAAGGGGCUUGGCCCAUGUGUGGAAAUUGUGGAAGCAUCUCAACUCACCCGGUGGAGAGCCCGCAUGUUAUAUAUUCAUAGGAUGGGGCUUAUCUCAUAAAUGCAUAUAUUUGAUUGUUACAA
Messenger RNA from Triticum aestivum (bread wheat), 1211 nucleotides. Its product is annotated as reticulon-like protein B8. NCBI's taxonomy places the organism in Eukaryota, Viridiplantae, Streptophyta, Magnoliopsida, Poales, Poaceae. The record is from RefSeq and is a predicted model, not a curated record. The transcript is spliced from 6 exons. Gene Ontology annotation, biological process: response to bacterium. Bases 290 to 1033 code for a protein of 247 amino acids.